AUGGAUACCAGCACAGCCUUACGCAAAAUUUCAAGUCUCGACGGAAAAACUCGAUUAUGUUCAUGCAGUGAUAAUGAGGACAUUACUAUCAACCAACAUGUCCUGCCCCCUACAGAUGGCGGAUUUCAUGCAUGGAUGUUUCUGGCGGCGUGUACGAUGAUAGAGGCUUUGGUCUGGGGAUUCGCGUUCGCUUUUGGUGUGUUUCAAAGCUAUUAUCGGGCAAGUGACAAGUUCGAAGAUUCAAAUAUGGUAGCAGUCAUUGGGACAUGUGCCACGGGAAUUGCCUAUUUGAGCUGUCCAUUGGCGAUAGUGACGAUGAUUCUCCUCCCUCGAAUGGCAAAGUGGUUCUCAACAAUAGGACUGACCAUCAUGUGUUUCUCGCUAGCCAUGGGCUCCUUCGCCUCAAAUGUCACACACCUCAUCCUAUCUCAAGGCGUCGGAUUCGGUAUCGGUGGCUGCAUAGCAUACAGCCCGUCGAUCCUAUUCAUGUCGCAGUGGUUCAUCAAGCGAAGAGGACUCGCCUUCGGUAUCGUCUGGGCCGGAUCCGGGUUGUCGGGGAUCAUCUUCCCACUCGGACUGGGGAAACUCUUAAGUCAGUUCGGGUUUGAGACCACGUUAAGGAUUUCUUCUGUGCUGCUCUUUGUGCUGGCUGCUCCUUUUCUAUAUUUCCACAAACCCCGACUGCCUAUCUCGAACACAAUAGCCUAUCGCCGACUGAACUUUCGGUUUAUCUACAACAAGGUCUUUGUCAUCUAUCAAAUUGGUAACAUUAUGGAGGCUCUGGGAUUCUUCCUACCCGGCAUCUACCUUCCCACCUACGCACGCCUCAUCGGUGCGCCCGACUAUCUUUGCUCACUUACGGUGACCAUUCUCAAUCUAGCCUCGGUGUUUGGCAGUGUAUCCAUGGGGUUUCUAUGUGACCGAUACCAUGUCCUAACCUGCAUUGCCAUCUCUACUAUUGGCACCGUGGCCUCCGUCUUGCUUAUUUGGGGUUUCUCUAUAACUAUCCCCGCCUUGUUGGUAUUCUCUGUUGCGUAUGGGCUAUUUGCGGGGAGCUUCUCAGCAACGUGGUCCGGAUUUACCCAUGAGGUGCAGCAGGUUGAUUCAGCUGCUGAUGCUACAGUCAUUUUCUCUAUUAUCGCCUUUGGUAGAGGCAUUGGGAAUGUUGUCAGCGGUCCAUUGAGCGAGGUUUUGCUGAAGGCAGAUAGUUGGCAAGGACGUGCAGUAGGGGCGUAUGGCAGUGGAUUCGGACUUCUCAUUGUGUGUACUGGCUCGAGCGCUAUGCUGGGGGGAUUAUGUUUGCUUGCGCGCUGUUUUAAAUUUCUUUAA
Penicillium alfredii is the source of this 1329-nucleotide messenger RNA. RefSeq lists its product as uncharacterized. Gene Ontology annotation, molecular function: transmembrane transporter activity. NCBI's taxonomy places the organism in Eukaryota, Fungi, Ascomycota, Eurotiomycetes, Eurotiales, Aspergillaceae. Gene Ontology annotation, cellular component: fungal-type vacuole membrane. Gene Ontology annotation, biological process: transmembrane transport. The transcript has 3 exons. The coding region runs from base 1 to 1329 and encodes 442 amino acids. The record is from RefSeq and is a predicted model, not a curated record.